Molecule: messenger RNA, 1861 nt
Organism: Gasterosteus aculeatus aculeatus (three-spined stickleback)
Lineage: Eukaryota; Metazoa; Chordata; Actinopteri; Perciformes; Gasterosteidae
Gene: lgmn
Product: legumain
Biological process (GO): vacuolar protein processing
Molecular function (GO): cysteine-type endopeptidase activity
Source: RefSeq, a predicted model, not a curated record
UGAUUGGCCGCUUCGGAAGGAUUCCUAGCGACCGUUUUUCCCGACGUCAUAUAAAAGUGUCCGGCUGCUCCUGACGGGACACUCGCUCCCUUCACUGCUCCGGACACACAAACAAACAACAGACAGAAGGCGGGGACAUGUUGACGCAAGUGUUGUUCGCCCUGCUCGGCCUGAGCUCCGCGCUGGUCCGCGCGUUCCCCUCCCGGGACCCGGACGGGGGCACCAACUGGGUGGUGAUCGUGGCUGGCUCCAAUGGCUGGUACAAUUACAGGCACCAGGCAGAUGCAUGCCAUGCCUACCAGAUCGUCCACAAGAACGGCAUCCCGGAUGAGCAGAUUGUGGUCAUGAUGUACGAUGACCUGGCGCAUAAUGAGAAUAACCCCACCCCUGGGAAAGUGAUCAACAGGCCGAAUGGCACAGACGUGUACGAGGGAGUUCCUAAAGACUACACCGGAGACCACGUGACCCCUGAGAACUUCCUGGCAGUGCUGAAGGGGGACUCCUCUCACGUCAAAGGGGGCUCCGGAAAGGUUUUGAAGAGCGGCCCCAACGAUCACGUGUUUGUUUACUUUACCGACCACGGGGCGCCUGGUAUUCUGGCCUUUCCCAAUGAUGACCUCAAUGUUGACGAUCUCCAAAGCACCAUUACCUACAUGCACGACAAUAAGAAGUACAAACGGAUGGUGUUCUACAUCGAGGCUUGUGAGUCCGGCUCAAUGAUGAAACACCUGCCUGCUGACAUCAACGUGUACGCCACCACAGCCGCCAACUCACACGAGUCGUCCUACGCCUGCUACUAUGACGAGAAGAGGGACACGUACCUGGGAGACUGGUACAGCGUCAACUGGAUGGAGGACUCCGACGCGGAGGACCUGAAAAAGGAAACUUUGGCGAAGCAGUUCAAGAUCGUAAAGAGCCACACAAACACCAGCCACGUCCAGCAGUUUGGGAACAAGACGAUGGCCCACAUGAAGGUCAUCGCGUUUCAGGGGAACGCCAAAGCCAGUGGCCUCAGCGCUCCUCUCACGACCCUGCAGCCAGUUAGAGAUCUGGAUCUGACCCCGAGCCCCGACGUCCCUCUGGCCAUCCUCAAGAGGAAGCUGAUGGCCUCCAAUGACAUCCAACUUGCAAGAGGGCUGCUGAUGGAGAUCAACUCCCACCUCAAGGUCAGGGAGAUGCUGGCUGAGACCAUGCGCCAGGUGGUUGAGAGGGUGACCGGCAACAAGCUCAAGGCCGAGGACGUUCUGAACGGCAGAGCCGACCUGUCCCAGCAUCAGUGCUACAAGGCCGCAGUCCACCACUACAAGCACAACUGCUUCAACUGGCACAGGGCCGAGUAUGAAUACGCUCUGAGACAUCUGUACGCUCUGGUGAACCUGUGCGAGCGCGGCUACUCUGCAGAAAGCAUCCAGCUGGCCAUGGACUUUGUGUGUCCGGACAGCAAUUAAAGGGGUUUCUACAAAUCCCUGAAAGUCUGCUUCUUCCACGUGGGAUGACCCGGGACCUCAUGACCUCAUUGCACGGCUAAAAAAUCUAUCGGUAGUGGAGUUGACGUCAUUGUUUAAUCAACACUAUAACCCUUUUUUUUUUUUUUACUUUUGAUGUUUCUUGAUUUUACUGAGAACUUUUAAAUGUGUUUUAUGAUGCGUUUGCACUAUCACUGUGAAAGGUUUGGGGAUGAUAUUGUACUGCUUUUGAUUAUCUUUAAAAAUGUAACUGAAUGACAAUUAUGACAUGAAAUUCAUGUUAAUUUGUUUUUGCUCUGAGCUGUUUAUUGACAUGCCACUAAACGUUGAAUGUUGAACCUCAAGAGACCUUGUAACACAAGAAUAUGGAAAUAAAUCUGAAUGACAAAAACCGA